GCGAGUCCUUUGAACUCGGAUCUCCCCACGUAUCGCACCCUUCUUUCACCGACCGGGUACUGUCUCUGUCACCCGUUUUUGCCUUCGAAAUAUCGCCAAGGACGCCUUACUGUCCUGCCGUUGGGUGCCUUCGGGCUGAUCAGCGGCAAUGGCCGACAGCGGCCCGCAGGGCGCCGCCAGCGACAAGGUGGAGGGACUCCCCGACGAGCUCCGGCAUAUUACGACCGAUAUCCUGCCCUUGAGUCUUCUCCUGACCCGCCUUGCCGAGUAUUCCCAUGCAAAGCUCCAGGAGAUCAUCACGGAGCUGGCAGCCAAGCCUCUUCCCCAAGCCCUUGCAAACGGCAAUGUCAACGGGACGGCGAACGGCAACGGCAUCCUUCAUAAUGUUCCAAUCGAGGACACGUCGCCCGAGAGCCUGGACAAGAAAACAAUGCUUCUCAACUUCACCAAAGACCUGCACUCGAGAUGGGUCAAGGCUCUGGUCAUUACCGAGUGGAGCAGGAAUGCAGAGGAAGUUGGGAAGCUUAUCGACAUCAGGACCUAUUUGGCCGAAAAGCUGGAGCUCUACCACAAGACCUUUUGGAAUCUGGUCCAGGUCAAGAGAGAGAUGCUGUUCGCCAGGGUUCCGAGUCCUGAUCUCAAGACUGCCCUCGAGGUUCUCAGCAACGGGGCGGUGCAUUGGAUGCCAGAUUUUGGUUACCUCGAGCCACCUCCUCUGACCGAGGAGGAGAAGUUGCAUUGGACCCAUGAGAUCGAGAUGCACCUGCACGCCCGGCUACAACUGCAAGAGUUCGACACGAUGCCAGAUCCGUUCAAGAAAUACAGGAUCGGCAAUGGCAAAGUCACUUUUACCGUUCCCGGGGAGUUCGAGGUUGACCUCACCAUCGGCCAUGAGGAUUUCUCCACCCAGUUCUGGUUCCUGGACUUCCGGCCCAUCUACAGCCCGGCGCCGCCAGAACUGUCACAGCAGCUCCGCCAAAUCAUCGAGGCUCGGGUAAAUAACGCCUUGGCAGCUGACGGUCUGACGGGCUGUUACAAAUACCUCCACGAAUUCACCCUCACUGCCAAAAUCACCGAGUUCACGCGUCAGGCACUGGAGCUGAGCAGCACUGGGCGAUGGGCCGACACUCUCAGGGUUGAGCGGCUCAAUCGGGCGCUGGGAAUCCAGUAUUGGCGAAACUGCCAACACUCUCGCGUCUCGCAAAGCUGGAUACUUCUGGGUGUGCGCUCCGCCGAGGGCCCCAACGAAGAUCCAGACGCCCAGGCUUCAUCAAGCCGUCUUAUGCUGAGCUGGUUCCGAGACGGCAAGGAAGUCAAGGAAGUAGGCAUCGCAUUCGAUGUCGACACCAUCUCGACCGAGGACCUGUUGAUGGCCGUCAUUGCCAAGCACAUCGAACAUCUCUUGUGCCCAAUAUACCAAACGCUCGUUGCCAAGCCCCGGUACGCCCAGAGGCAGGGAAGAUUGUCCCUGAACAUCGAGAAAGAUCCCCAGCGCUCCCGGCUCAGUAUGCAGUUAGUGGGGGAACUAGACGCCACGGUGUCCGUUUCGCCCUGGACGGGCGACUUCUUGCUCUCCCCGGAGUAUCCAUCCAUGUUGGAGACGCAGAAAAAGUUCAGGACGUUGGCGAACCCUGCAGAGGAGGGUGCAAGCGUGCUGGAACAGCUGAGGUGGUCUUACACAGUCCAACACUUGAGAUGCCUGCCUUCGGUUGCUGAUUGGGUCAUCCUCCGGGCAGCCCCUGCCCCGUUCGACGAGGUGAAGAGCAUGGUGUAUUCGCUUUCCCCGUCAAUACGGGAAGCGUUCCACGCGGUGUGGGUGAGAAACGCGAAGUGGGGGCCGCAGUGGUUCGCGGCGUUGAGCAUGAGCCUUGCCGGGGACCAUUGUUGGUUGGUCGAGAUUUCGGUCGAAGGGCAAGGUUCAUCCGGCCGACGCAUAAAUACGUUCAGGCGGCUCCCCAGCUCCCCGAGCGAUCUGCUGCUGCCUGACAUGCUCUUUCAAAAACUCGCCAAGUACGGACCUGGCAUUAUGGCCGAGAUUCAAAGUCUCCGCCAUGGCCGCCAGGAACACGUCGCGCAUGCCGCUCAACAACAGCCUGCGAACUCGAGCUCCUCUGCUGCGUCUUACCAGACCAAUAUGCUGAUUAUUGUAGCGCGGGCAUCUGAGCUGUUGCCGCCAUCUCGAAUAGGAUCUUUGGACGGCACCCGCCCUCUCUGGGCACAGGAAUACAUCCCUGUCACGUACAAAGGACUAGCGCCCGAACCUCCACCCGCGAUCGGGUCGGGUGACCCGUUGCAGAGGCAGGCCGGUCCGCUCAGGAUCUUGGUCGAGGCGAGGGUUGCCGUAACGAACCGUGCCAGGUUUGAAUUCGUUAAGAGCAGACUCGACCGUGACGUGCGAUACGACCCUCGGAUCGGCCAGUUCACUCUACGGUUUCGACCAGAGGCGAACACCUCGGUCAUCCCUAUGCUACGGGAGCGCAUCCAGGCACUCGACCGUCUAUUCGAUUUUGUCGAGGCUGUUCACCGAGCGGGCAAGCACGCAGUGCUGGAGAGUGUUACUCUCCAUGAGCUUGUAUUUACAUAUGGCGCCCACACAGCUGAGGCCCCGCCCCCGCCGGCCAAUUCACAAGAUCAGGGAGAGCAGCGGUCUUGGAAAGUACGACUCAAUCUUUCCGGAGCGCGAGGUGUGGACGUGAGACUGGAGCAGGGCAAUCCGCAUCUGCGAGUCAUCGACUAUCUGCGGUCAAUAGCCAACUCGCCCAAAUCCAAAAGCCUACCGGCAUGGCUCUCCCUCACACUUCCGCUCUUUCGCGCCUUGGAGCGCCUGCAGGACUCGUGGGACCUGCCCAGCGCCAACAAGCAAGGCGAAUGCUUCAUCUUACAUAAGUCGCUUGACUGGGUGGCGCUUCGCUUCGCCCUGGCUGGGCCCAAGUCUCGGCGCCUGCAGCUGGACAUCAAGGCCCGAGAGAGGAAGGGCCAGCUCAUGUGGCAAGUUUCGCGCCCGUCGACGGAUGCCAACGCUAAUAACGAAAAUGACGAGUUCACGAAGGUGCUGGCGCCCAAGGUCUGGUCGGUCAGCGGCCAGGGGUUCCAGGGCCUCAGCACUGGUGCCGCGGCAAACUGGGACCAAGGCAUCGAGAAUCUCUUGGCCCUCAUCAGCGACACGUUGCUCUCCAUGGUCGGCACACCGCCCCAACCUCAGCAACAGCAAGCGCCGCCGGCCGGCCAAGCCCAAGAGCAACUUCCCGCGCCACCACCGGGCCCCGCUGGGAGGUUCCCCCAGCAGGUUCAACCAUCUCAACAACCCCUCCAGCAUCUCCAGCAUCUCCAGCAGCAGCAGCAGCACCACCGCCCGCCGCCGCCGCCGCCGCAGCAGCAUGUGCCUCAGCCGGGGAUGCACGGCCAAGCUCAACACCAGGGUCAGGUGCAAGGUCCCCGCGCCGGCAUGGGUCAGAACAACGCAUCCGUGGUAGUCAUCGACUAGUUGUCGGACUGGCACUGGCCGAGUGGCUGGUUCAACGCCUACGCAGACUUUGCGCAACAAAUCGAAUGAUAUCCCCACAGGGAGCUGGAGAAAGCCGGUUUGCAUCUGGCUCCGGGCUACUCGAGCUCUUCGGCGGGAGUCACUGGCCAUGUAGGAUGCGAGGGAACGGGACGGCCGAGGCCUCCUCCCACUCCGAGAUGCAAGGAGGGGUG
Thermothielavioides terrestris NRRL 8126 is the source of this 3696-nucleotide messenger RNA. RefSeq lists its product as uncharacterized. The transcript has 3 exons. Gene Ontology annotation, molecular function: transcription coregulator activity. The record is from RefSeq and is a predicted model, not a curated record. Lineage: Eukaryota; Fungi; Ascomycota; Sordariomycetes; Sordariales; Chaetomiaceae. Bases 149 to 3484 code for a protein of 1111 amino acids. Gene Ontology annotation, biological process: regulation of transcription by RNA polymerase II. Gene Ontology annotation, cellular component: mediator complex; core mediator complex.